This is a messenger RNA of Aureobasidium uvarum, 1986 nucleotides long. The record is from the annotation of a GenBank genome assembly. Lineage: Eukaryota; Fungi; Ascomycota; Dothideomycetes; Dothideales; Saccotheciaceae.
AUGAAGAAAGCUGCCAUCAAUCUUUUGGCCCUUGGCUCGACGGCUUCUGCUUACACUAGCUCAUCUGCUGGUUCAAAGAGUGGUUGCUAUUGGAACACUGACGCUGGACCGUUCAACACUCGCUUUGGUCAUGACUUCCUUCAAGAUCUUUAUGGAACAGUUCAGGAUCUGAUUCCCAACACCUAUACUGUGAAUCAAGGCUUGAACCCUCUUGCUCGUCGCUUUGAUCUUGUCAACAUUGGCCUCGAUCCUACUGAUCUUGCCUUGACCCUUACUGUCCCUGGCGGACAGACCACGGGCACCACCCACGGCUUCAUCUUCUAUGCCAACGACACCCAAGAGGUCGACUUUGCAUUCUUGACCUCCGAUAUCUCCAAGGCCUGGCUUACUAACGAGCAAACCGGCUAUGGCUCUCCUUACUCGACUUACAGUGUUGCUGCACCUGCCGACGCCAACUCUGCAUGGCAUGAGUAUAGACUUGACUGGCUGCCUGGUGUCAGCAAGUUCUACAUUGAUGGAGUUUUGGUGCAGACCAUCACAGACAAUGUGCCAAGCACACCUGGAUCCUGGAUCUGGAACAACUGGUCGAACGGAAAUGCUUGGGCCCAGGGACCACCUCUAUCUGACAGUGUGUUGAAGAUUCGCAGCAUUGAUGCAUACUUCAACCGUACUUCUGUCGCAGACAGUAUCAACUCGGGUGCCACCACCUGCCCUGCUGUUGUCUCAUCAUCGUCAUCGUCGUCCAGCGUUGCUCCUACCUCAUCAUCGGUUUCAUCGAGCUCCUCAAGUGUGGUUUCAUCAUCUUCGUUGAGUGUCGCUCUCUCCUCGAUUCUUACUCCUCCCUCGAGCUCGGCCUCGUCAGCAUCGUCCUCAUCGUCUGCUUCGACCGUAUCGUCUUCCAAGACAUCCUCCUCUUCGGUUUCAUCGACUACCUCAAUUUCGUCUUCGAUUUCGAGCUCAUCGUCAUCGUCAUCCUCAUCAUCUGCUUCGGUCAGCUCGUCUUCGACCAAGGUAUCCUCCUCUUCUAUCGCAUCGACUACUUCGACCUCGUCAACAUCCUCUGUCGCUGCCGUCAACACCGCUCCAGCAACCGUUUCCUUCACUACCGUGACCACUGCUUGGACUGGCACAUACACCACGACAACAACUGCAGUUUCCGGUCUUGUGGCCACGGUAUACGUGCAAACCCCAGCCGCAAAAGGACAGGUCAUUAGCACCUCCUCUUCAGCCAAAGCCUCCUACACCACUGUCACUACACACUCUGGUACAGCUACUUCGAUUGGCUACAUCACUUCCACCCCCAAAGCUGCCGGCGCAACGACUACUGUGACUAUCGUUUAUCCCACUCCUGUCACCAGCUGCGGCAAUCAAGGUAUCAACUUUGCAGCCUAUGCCAACAAGUACUCUGGCGGCCAAGCUACUUAUGGCUACCCCUCCUUCAUCCCCGAAACCUACAAGAAAGUGUCUCCCUACUUCUCCGACGAUACAACCUACAUCGCCGAAUCCAACGAUGCUUACGGAAACUACAUUAACGUCUAUGGCUAUUACCCUGUUGAUGGCUCUAACCUUGUGCUCGACCACACAUUCUAUCUCUUUGCUUCCCAAACCGGAUACUACAGCUUGAACAUCCCUUACACUGAUGACAUCCAGUUUGUGUGGAUUGGCAACAAUGCAGUCAGUGGAUGGACAAGAGCGAAUGCCGACAUCACACAAUUCUGGAGUAGUCAGAUUGCUACACAGACGCCGCAGACUUUGGCAUACUAUCUCACUGUGGGCACAUAUCUUCCUGACGACAACAGUACGCGUGAUGUGGGCCAACGGGGAGGCCAGGGAGACCUCAGAUUCAAUGUCUAUGCUCCAGAUGGUAGUUCCGUGCUUUCGAGCAAUGCGGGACAGAAUUCUGGAGUCAGCAGUGUGGAUAUUGUGCAGUAUCCUUGCAACAGCGCUAUCGGUAAGCAGUUCCCUGUCUGGGGCAAGGAAACUUAA